Molecule: messenger RNA, 767 nt
Organism: Olea europaea var. sylvestris
Lineage: Eukaryota; Viridiplantae; Streptophyta; Magnoliopsida; Lamiales; Oleaceae
Product: 40S ribosomal protein S13-like
Exons: 5
Coding region: 113-568 (151 amino acids)
Biological process (GO): translation
Cellular component (GO): nucleolus; ribosome; cytosolic small ribosomal subunit
Molecular function (GO): structural constituent of ribosome; small ribosomal subunit rRNA binding
Source: RefSeq, a predicted model, not a curated record
UCUCCUCUCUUGCGAGUGUUGUUCAGCUACCCGAGCAGCAGCAGCCGCCGCCGCCGCCGCCUCCGCCUCCGCCUCCGCCUCCGCCUCCGCCUCCUCCAAGACAGCCGACGUCAUGGGUCGUAUGCACAGCCGAGGUAAGGGUAUUUCCGCAUCAGCACUUCCAUACAAGAGGACUCCACCGAGCUGGCUCAAGAUAUCUUCACAGGAUGUAGAAGAUAGUAUCUAUAAGUUUGCAAAGAAGGGGUUGACACCUUCUCAAAUUGGUGUUAUUCUUCGUGAUUCUCACGGAAUUGCACAGGUGAAGAGUGUCACUGGUAGUAAGAUUUUGAGGAUACUCAAGGGCCAUGCACUUGCUCCUGAGAUACCUGAGGACUUGUACCACCUCAUUAAGAAAGCUGUUGCAAUUCGCAAGCAUCUUGAGAGGAACAGAAAGGACAAAGAUUCCAAGUUCAGGUUGAUUCUUGUUGAGAGUAGAAUUCACAGGCUUGCUCGCUACUACAAAAAGACAAAGAAGCUUCCACCUGUCUGGAAAUAUGAAUCUACGACUGCCAGCACACUUGUUGCCUGAAGCUGAUACAUGAUGGAAUGGUGGAUUUAUAACUUGUUAUUUCGGGAAGAGAGUUGCUAGUUACUCUUAGACUAUUUUUCUUCGUAGAGUUUUUGGAAUGCUUGAUUUUAUUGAGGUAGACUGGAAUAUCACUAAGCUGGGUAGUGCAAUAUUUAUAUGAUCUUCCAUGGGGAAUGCAGGUCCAGUUUUCUUAAGAAUG